UGUAAACUUCGUCUGUUUCUGUCGUUGUUUGGAAGUUUUCAAAUACAACCAAAAUGAGGGAAAUCGUUCAUCUGCAGGCAGGCCAGUGUGGAAACCAAAUUGGAGCAAAGUUCUGGGAGGUGAUAAGUGACGAACACGGCAUCGACCCGUCCGGGACAUACCAUGGGGACAGCGACCUGCAGCUGGAGCGAAUCAACGUGUAUUACAACGAGGCAACAGGUGGCAAGUAUGUCCCCCGUGCAGUGCUGGUGGACUUGGAACCAGGCACAAUGGACUCUGUGAGGUCUGGUCCCUUUGGCCAAGUCUUCAGACCAGACAACUUUGUCUUUGGUCAGAGCGGAGCAGGUAAUAACUGGGCUAAAGGCCACUACACUGAGGGAGCCGAGCUGGUGGACUCGGUCCUAGACGUGGUGAGGAAGGAGGCAGAGAGCUGCGACUGCCUACAGGGCUUCCAGCUCACACACUCCCUCGGAGGAGGCACUGGCUCCGGCAUGGGCACACUGCUCAUCAGCAAAAUCCGAGAGGAAUAUCCAGACCGCAUCAUGAACACUUUCAGCGUGGUGCCUUCACCCAAGGUGUCGGACACGGUGGUGGAGCCAUACAAUGCCACCCUCUCCGUGCACCAGCUGGUCGAGAACACAGACGAGACCUACUGCAUUGAUAAUGAGGCCCUGUAUGACAUCUGCUUCCGCACGCUGAAGCUGACCACGCCCACCUACGGAGACCUCAACCACCUCGUCUCAGCCACCAUGAGCGGUGUGACCACCUGCUUGCGCUUUCCUGGCCAGCUCAACGCUGACUUGAGAAAACUGGCCGUCAAUAUGGUGCCCUUCCCCAGGCUGCACUUCUUCAUGCCGGGCUUUGCCCCGCUGACCAGCCGGGGCAGCCAACAGUACAGGGCAUUGACAGUUCCUGAACUCACCCAGCAGAUGUUCGAUACCAAGAACAUGAUGGCUGCCUGCGACCCACGCCAUGGGCGCUACCUCACAGUUGCUGCCAUCUUCCGAGGCCGCAUGUCCAUGAAGGAGGUGGAUGAGCAGAUGCUGAAUGUGCAGAACAAGAACAGUAGCUACUUUGUGGAGUGGAUCCCGAACAACGUCAAGACGGCCGUCUGCGACAUCCCUCCCCGGGGCCUCAAGAUGGCCGCCACUUUUAUCGGCAACAGCACAGCCAUUCAGGAGCUGUUCAAGCGCAUCUCGGAGCAGUUCACCGCCAUGUUCCGUCGCAAGGCCUUCCUCCACUGGUACACGGGCGAGGGCAUGGAUGAGAUGGAGUUCACAGAGGCUGAGAGCAACAUGAACGACCUGGUGUCCGAGUACCAGCAAUACCAGGACGCCACUGCUGAGGAAGAGGGCGAGUUUGAGGAGGCUGAAGAGGACAUGGCCUAGACACUGACUGUGACCUUCUGUUACUAUGCAACAGUUAAGGCAGGGCGAUAUGCUUCAAAAAUCAUAGUAGAAUUAAUAAUGAUUGGCUUAAAAGCAGUAAUUUGGACAGUUCAAAAUAAUUUAUCAGUAAUUCCACUGAAAGUCAUCAAUUGAUAACAUUGAACUCCAGUCCAGCCUUAACGGGAGUGAAAAGGAGUUCUCCAGCCUUGGUUUUUACAUGUUGUCUAUUGUUUUCAUAUUACUUUUUGCUGUUGGCAGGUCUCGUCUGCCUUCUUACUUUGAUAUAAAUGUUCUCAAUCUUUCCUGUUUUUUUUGUUUGGAGGAUAUCAUUUGACCCUCACUCCCACUGAGUGGCAAACAUUUAAGCAUCUGUCUUUAUAUAGAAAACAAAAAAGGUAGCUGAAGCAAAAGGAGUUUUUGGACAGAUGACUGCACAAAGAUUAGCGGUUUGCAUUACUUAUGAGUUUUUAUAUGCAGUCUAUGGUCUCAUCAUAUUUCAGAGUUUACAGACUGAAUGCCCAGAUUGUCGCAGAUCAGUUUAACUCCAUGUGUUUCCAGCUCUGUCUAUUCAGAGCAGGCACCUGGUGACCUUGUUUGUUCACUCAGUGGUGGUGUUGUGAAGUAACUAAAUUAUUGUUUUUUCCUUGUCUUUUUCAAGCUGCAGGUUUUAUAUGUAUUUUUGAUGAAGUAGAAUAAAACACUGACCAGCUCAA
Plectropomus leopardus (leopard coralgrouper) is the source of this 2101-nucleotide messenger RNA. Its product is annotated as tubulin beta-4B chain-like. Lineage: Eukaryota; Metazoa; Chordata; Actinopteri; Perciformes; Serranidae. The record is from RefSeq and is a predicted model, not a curated record. Gene Ontology annotation, molecular function: GTPase activity; GTP binding; structural constituent of cytoskeleton. Gene Ontology annotation, biological process: microtubule-based process. Gene Ontology annotation, cellular component: microtubule.